AUGGAGGAGUAUACGAUAAAGCGAAAAAUCGGUGAUGGCGCACAGGGCGUCGUGUACGAGGUAGAGCACAACACCUCCAAGGUGGCCUACGCCAUGAAGGUCAUCUGCUGCACGGACCAGGAGCAGGUGAAUCUCGCCCUCAAGGAAAUCAAAGUGCUGCUACAGCUGCGUCAUCCCAGCAUUGUGUCCUACGUGGACUUUUUUCUCAUCUUCAACAGCGCGAAGCUGCGGCACGAGUUUGCCCUGAAGAGCGAGGGUGGCGACACCCCCGUGCAGGAAGGCAGACAGGGUGUUCGUGCGCACGCAGGGGUCGACAGCCUGGCCAUGUGCAGUCUGUCGAACAGCGAGGUGAAUCUGGGUGGCGCGGAGGGACGCAGCGGCGGUGGCGUUGGUGGUUGCGGUGGUGAUCGUGCACGCGUGCAAGGACAGGGCGUUGUGCAAACGACGCUGCUCAACCGGGCCAGUCAAAGCGCCGCAGCUGCCGCGCACUGGCUGGGCAAGGAGGAGAUUGCCGUCUGCCUCGUGAUGGAGCUGUGCCGCAACGGCGACAUGCAAGGGCUGGUGCGCGAGGCUCGUCAACAGUGGAUGGAGACGGGCAGCCACCCCAUCACCGAGGCACAGGCACUGUCGUGGCUGGAGCAGGGGGCGGCGGCGCUUCAGUUUAUCCACGACAAGGGCUUUCUGCACCGCGACUUGAAGCCGACCAACAUCUUCUUUGACGAGUACAAGGACAUCAAAAUUGGCGACUUUGGGCUGGCGGCAACGGUGGGGCUGGGCCGCAACUCGGCCGUUGGCACGCCGUACUACUUGGCACCUGAACGCAUGCUGCAGCAGUGCUACGACGGCAAGGUGGAUGUCUGGGGUCUCGGCGUGGUCCUACUGGAACUCCUCACCUUGCGUGAGCAACCCAUCAACAGCAUGGUGCUCGACGACGCCAAAUCGGCCGAUGCCGUCGUGCAGCAAAUCAUCAAGAUGAAGUUCUCCGCAAAGCUCGCGAACUUGGUGCGGAGCAUGCUGCAACGGCAGCCACAGGAUCGACCGGAGCCGCUGACGAUCUUGCAGCGGCUGGCCGCCAUCACGACGACCGCGCCCCACCUGGGAAUGUCUGCCAGUCUCUUUGCCGGGAUGAGCUGCCCCAAGAUCACCGACGCCCUCUGCGACGUCUGUGAGGUGGAGACGGCGACGGUGAUGUGCGCCAGCUGCAAGGCCGCCUUCUGCACCGGCUGCGACCGUGCGCGGCACAAGCACCACUCCCGCCAGAGCCACGACCGCACUGCCCUGUCGUCGCUCAUGAACGGCCUGAGCGGCACCGCCAGCACGCCCACGUCGGUCACGACACCGCAACAGCAACUGACCCUUUCCUUCUCACGCGGGCCGUCGACGGCGAACAACUCCGACGCGGCACGCAGCAGCAUGCAAAACGCCAGUCUCUUCCCCUCCGGCAGCGUCUCCCGCACUCUGCCGCGCGAUCGCGAGAUGAACAGCAAGACGUUCAACCGCUUCCAGCUGGCGCUGCCGGGCCACAACAUGUCCCUGUCGGAGUUCUCCGCCUCGCAGAGCCACCUGGCACGCCGCGAAAGCUCGGGCAACCACCAAAGCCCAAACGUGAACAGCGUCGCCGACACGGUUCUCCGCGUGCCGCAGGACGUAGCGAGUCUCGCACAGGCGCUGCAGGUGGUGGAGUCGAUGCCGCACAUCCGUACCGUUGUCGUGGGGAGCAACACGACCCACACCGUUCCGCUGGUGCUCACGUCGCGGCUGCCGGAGGGUCUGAAGUUGGUGGGGGAGUCGCCGCCACCGAUGCUGGAGGUGGCGGACAGCCCGUUUGCCCUCCACUGCCAGUCCGGCAGGGGCACAGUGGAGAACUUUAUCGUGCGCCACGUCGGUCGCAGCCACACGAAGCUGCGGGAGGUGGACGUGAACCACCGCUGCCCCGACGCCGGGCCGGGGGUGAGUGGCGGGAGAGGAGGUGCCGCCGCCGCAGCAGCGAAGAAGCCGUCCCGCCCCACGGCGGUGUCGAUUACGGGUGGGGAGUGGCGCUUACACAGGUGUCGCGUCUCGUGCGUGGAGGGGAGCGGGGUGACGGUGGGCGGCGGCAAGCACACGCGUAUCGGUGGUGGCCCGGCUGUGACGCCCACCACCACCGGAGCCGCCGCAGAGUCACGCCCCUCGCCGUCUUCUUUGCUUGGCCACGGGCAGAGGAGCGGGGUGGAGGGCGACGACGAGGACGAGGAGGACGAUGGCGCAGGAGUCACCUCGCGCCGGCCAUUGGAGCCGGUGAUCACCAAGUGCACCUUCAUCGACGUCACCACGGCGGGGAUUGUGCUGAUGGAAAAGACGCGGGGCCUCUACGAAAACAACACCUUCUCCGGCUGCGGGUUCGCGGCCUUUUUGCUGAAGAAGGAGGCGACGCCGCGCAUUCGCGCCAACCACAUCACCGACGGCGCGGAGGCCGGCAUCUUCUGCCAAGACGCCUCGGGGGUGAUGGAGUACAACGUUGUCGCGCAGAACGCCGGGUGUGGGGUUGUGGUGAAGGGUGCGUCGGCGGCACCGGUGAUCCGCAAGAACCGCGUGCUGUCGAACGGGCAGGCCGGAGUGUUCUGCUGCGACCACGCCGCCCCGUUUGUGUCGGACAACGAAAUUCGCCGCAGUGGGAAAGCCGGCGUGCUGGUCAAGACGAGCGCUGCGCCGAAGAUCACCAGAAACAUGAUCGAGGACGGCAAAGAGGCGGGCAUCUACGUCUUCGACAAAGGCGCCGGCAUCAUCGAGGAAAACCGCGUCCGCAUGAAUCAGAAUGCCGGGCUGCUCGUCACGACGGGCGGCAAUCCGCACGUCAUUCACAACACCCUGACCAAGAACGCGUACGAGGGGGUGUGGGUGUGCAAGAAGGGCGGUGGGACCUUUUGCGACAACGACCUCCGCGGCAAUGCGAAGGGUGCGAAGGAUAUCGAGGCAGAUAGCCGCGUGACCUGGGUCGGUAAUCUGGAGGAAUAG
Messenger RNA from Leptomonas pyrrhocoris, 2994 nucleotides. RefSeq names its product putative protein kinase. Gene Ontology annotation, biological process: protein phosphorylation. The record is from RefSeq and is a predicted model, not a curated record. NCBI's taxonomy places the organism in Eukaryota, Euglenozoa, Kinetoplastea, Trypanosomatida, Trypanosomatidae. The transcript has a single exon. Bases 1 to 2994 code for a protein of 997 amino acids. Gene Ontology annotation, molecular function: protein kinase activity; ATP binding; zinc ion binding.